UCAUGUCGUUUGCAGCAUUCCUGUGACGUCAUCACCCUGCGCCUGUAUUUACUUCAGGUCCAGUUAUCCGCCGCUGCAGCUGCAGUAAUGGAAGUAAACAGGGACGAAGCGGAGCGCUGCAUUGACAUUGCGACCGAGGCGUUGACCAACGACCAGCCCGAGAAGGCGCAGAGGUUCCUGGAUAAGGCGCAGAGACUUUUCCCGACAGAAAAAGCGAAAGCGCUGCAGGAUCUGAUAGCAAGAAAUGGCUUCAAACCCAGACAUGGCGGCCACUCACAUUUCAACGGGACACCGGGGCCGAGGCAGCGGCAGACCACCUGUCAAGAAACCAGACAUGAAGAAAAGCCAUCAGAAAACCUCAAACCCUACACUGCAGAUCAACUGGAGGCUGUGCAGAGGAUAAAACAGUGUAAAGACUUCUAUGAAAUCCUCGGGGUCCAGAAAGACGCCCCUGAAGAUGAGCUUAAAAGAUCAUACAGAAAACUCGCUUUGAAGUUCCAUCCAGACAAGAAUCACGCUCCAGGUGCAACAGAAGCUUUCAAAGCCAUUGGAAAUGCAUAUGCUGUCCUGAGUAACGCCAACAAAAGAAGACAAUACGAUCAGUGUGGCGAGGAGAGGAGACAUCCUUCGAGACAAGGCCAGGACGAUGGAAACUUCGAGGCUGACAUCUCACCUGAAGACCUUUUUAAUAUGUUCUUUGGAGGCGGAUAUCCAGCAAGUAAUGGUCAUGCAUACACCAAUGGGAGGAUGCGAUACCAAAGAGCAGAAAGAAGAGAGCAACAGCGAGACGGAGGCCUGGCCCUCUUCGUACAGGUCAUGCCCAUCCUCAUCCUGGUCAUCGUGUCGGCGCUCAGUCAGAUCAUGGUGAAUAGCCCCGCCUACAGCCUCAGCUUCAGGCCGUCAGCGGGUUAUACUCAGAAGAGGCUGACGGAGAACCUGAAGGUGCCAUAUUAUGUGGGGGAGCAGUUCUCCAGGGAAUUCACCGGAGUCAAUCUGAAGAAUCUGGAGAGGACUGUGGAGGACGACUACAUUUCCAACCUUCGCAACAACUGCUGGAAGGAGAAACAGCAAAAAGAAGGCAUGUUAUACAGAGCUCGCUAUUUUGGAGACACUGACCUGUACCAACGUGCUCAAAGGGCUCGAACACCAAGCUGCGCCAAACUCUCCGAGAUUACAGCUUCUGCACACGGCUGAGGCUGCUGCCAUAUUAAGAAAUUUCCAGGAUCCACACGAACAAAUACUGGCUGUAAAUAAAUGAGCUUUAACAAUGAAGACGACCCGACAGGCAACACAAACAAACCAGCACCAAUGAAAAUCUGGGAAAGCAAGACUCAAAUCAACCACAUGAAGCCCCUCCCCUUGUGGAAUAUUAGUAUGUUGAAUUAAUAUAUUGUGUUAAUAUCACGUUUUCAGAUUGGAAAAAGCCACUUAAAAUAGCUCCCGCCAAGACAUGUGUUGGAUUUACUUCCCAUUUUGGCUCUAAUGAACGGCAGAGUUCACUUUUUUUUUCUUUUUUUUUUUUUUGCAAGAACGCAGUAUGAAACCAGAACGUAGCAUACUUAGAUACAAUCAUACAGAUGUAGUUUAUGUAGCAGCUGAUUAGACACCACUCCGAAUGCUUCCUCUUUGUUUUUAUGCAGUCAACAAAAAAAAAAAAAAAAAAAAAUCAGAGGAGGAAGUGAGUUUGGCCAUGACUCCUGAUGCACAUUUUUAACUUCUGAAACUAUGCAGAAAUAAUGUGAAACCUCUGAAUACCCACUCAUGUUUGUCAGACACCAUUAGCAUCUGAGAUUAGUCUUUGUUGCUCUGUAUGUGUGUGAAAUAAGUAAGAAACUUCCUUAAACUUUUGCCUCCUUGAAUUGUAUUAUUAUACACUAGCUUCACAAUAAAAGCCAAUGGAAUAAGAGACGUGCCUACCCACACUGUGGGACAUUAACAAGUUGUAGUUGUGAGUGUAAUGUCUCUAUUAACAUCAUCUGUCAAAGCAAUCUACCAUGUCACAUCCUGUAUAUUAUAGUAUGCUAUUUAUUGUUAAAUUAUUUCUAUUUAUUUAUUUAAAAAAAAACUCGACUAUGACACUGGAGAAACAAUAAAGAUCUCGCUCACUUUUUUCCACCACGUUUUUACUCCUGGAAGAAAAUAAAAACGAAUGCUCAAA
This is a messenger RNA of Sphaeramia orbicularis (orbiculate cardinalfish), 2158 nucleotides long. Its product is annotated as dnaJ homolog subfamily B member 12-like. Lineage: Eukaryota; Metazoa; Chordata; Actinopteri; Kurtiformes; Apogonidae. Gene Ontology annotation, cellular component: endoplasmic reticulum membrane. Bases 88 to 1194 code for a protein of 368 amino acids. Gene Ontology annotation, molecular function: Hsp70 protein binding. The transcript is spliced from 9 exons. The record is from RefSeq and is a predicted model, not a curated record. Gene Ontology annotation, biological process: cellular response to misfolded protein.